Zygotorulaspora mrakii is the source of this 456-nucleotide messenger RNA. RefSeq lists its product as uncharacterized. The transcript has a single exon. Lineage: Eukaryota; Fungi; Ascomycota; Saccharomycetes; Saccharomycetales; Saccharomycetaceae. The record is from RefSeq and is a predicted model, not a curated record. The coding region runs from base 1 to 456 and encodes 151 amino acids.
AUGCAGUACUUAUAUCUGAUUGCGGUAAUGUGUGUCGUUAGAUUCUCGUGCUGCUCUUUGAUUCAGAAGAGAGCGGAUUCGUCUCUGGGUGGUUCAGCCUCUCAGACAGGCUCUGUAUCCACUGUAUACUCGUUUCUGGGAGCAUCCGGAAGCGAUACAAGCCUGUUGCAGAUGCCAACAUCGGCAAUUUCGCUGACUUCUGCCACUAUGUCUGGCACAGUUGAUGAAUCCUCAGCAUUAUCACAGUUUUUGAACGGCGCGGGCACCGCUACUAUGACGUCUGCGGCAGUCACGGGGGGCUCACGUGCCCCGCCCAGUAACUCCUCGGAUGAGGCCUCCUCUGCUUCAGUCUCGUCGUCCUCGAUGGCCUCGGUGACCCUUUCAGCCGGUGCAAAUAGCUUAGGGCUGCCCCUUGUAGCCGGAGGUGUCCUUGCUGGACUAUUGGCAUUAAUAUAG